This is a messenger RNA of Ictalurus furcatus (blue catfish), 2708 nucleotides long. Its product is annotated as transmembrane protein 50B. Lineage: Eukaryota; Metazoa; Chordata; Actinopteri; Siluriformes; Ictaluridae. The transcript has 7 exons. Bases 541 to 1017 code for a protein of 158 amino acids. The record is from RefSeq and is a predicted model, not a curated record. Gene Ontology annotation, biological process: late endosome to vacuole transport via multivesicular body sorting pathway; protein targeting to vacuole.
UAUAAUGCACGGGGAACCUGUGAUCUAAUUAAUGUAUGCAAAAUGCUAACGCUCAAAUAAAGACAUAUGGGGCUACAGCAUUCCAGGAGUGUAAAUAACACUGGGCAAGCCAGGGGACACUUUGUGAUGAUCACCCAUAUGAUCACCGCUCUCCUGGAACUGUCUGUCUUUCUGUCUGUCUGUCUGUCUGUGGAAUUCCCCCAAACCUCCUUCCUACCAGCUACCCACACAUCCUGCCCCCUGAGCUACGAGGGGGCAGUUCCCGUGCUCUUCAUCAGGAUUGGCUAAUCUGUCGGCGGCCUGUUUAAAGGUUGUCCUUCUGGCCAAUCAGCGCACAGGAGGAGGUCCUGUGGUUAGAAACUAAAACUCUGCGUUGGAAGGAGUCAAAUAAAUUCGCCCUGUGUCCCGAGGUGAAUAAGCAGCCUAGAGCGAAGAGUGAUAACUGCAUUCAGAAAAGUCCUGUCUGCAGUGUGUGCUAAUGACACGAGCACGCUGAGGUCAGGAGGUGUGUAAGUCAGACGCUGGAGGCUGGGGACAGACAUGGCCGGGUUUCUGGAUAACGUACGCUGGCCAGAGUGCGAGUGCAUCGACUGGUCAGAGAAGAGGAACAUGGUGGCCUCCAUCGUGGCUGGUAUUCUGUUUUUCACAGGAUGGUGGGUUAUAAUCGAUGCUGCUGUGCGUUACCCCAGUUCGGAGGAUCUAAAUCACGCUUUUCACGCAUGUGGGGUUUUCGCUACGGUGGCGUUUUUCAUGAUUAAUGCUGUGUCAAAUGCUCAUAUCCAUGGGGACAUGUAUGGAGAGAGCUGUCUCGGGAGGACAGGCGCUCGUCUUUGGAUCUUCAUCGGCUUCCUGAUCAUGUUCAUGUCUCUCAUCGCAUCUAUCGGGAUCUUAUUUGGAGCUUCUGUUUCAGCGGUGCAUCCUGUGUCUCCCAGAUUGUCUGUGUUCUUCCAGAACUUGUUCAUAUUUUUCAGCUCUCUUGUCUACAAGUUUGGACGAACUGAGGAUUUAUGGGGCUAAGUUGUGCCAAACCUUCCAGCUAAACUUUUCUUUGCACCCUCAGUCCUCACUUUGACCUCAGGUAUCUAUCAGUAAAUCUUGGCUGCAGGCUAAAUUUUUACACCCAAACUGAGUUCUUCAGUAUAGUGUUAGAUAUUCUCCAUUCUACACACAAACAUAAUGCAUUACCUCAGGUGUGCCUGUCGUGCUGUUACAUGUGCAGUCCUUUCUGUCAGUUUAUAUAUCAAACUGUUUUGCUUGUGUGUGGUCUAUGAAAUGAAAAUAUUUUCCUAUAAUAAUAUUUUGAAAGGUAUUUUGUUUAACUUCCUCUGAAAAUCCAGCCUGCAUUUCAGGCUGUAAUUACUCUGAAACCUUACUGUGUCUAAUCAACUUAGCGCUACCUGUACAUUUAUUGCACGGUAUAGCUAGAACCAAAUCCUGGAUCAUUUAAGUGUUCUAGUCUUUUAUUUUGUAUUUAAUUUUUUUAAAAUAAUUUUUUAAUAAACUGACACUACCUUAGCAACAGUUAAUAGACAUUCAUGCAUUGGCCAUGGUCAUUGUGCUAGCAGGCAUUCACUGCAAAAAAUUAUAUCUUGGCUUAUGAAGAUAUCUCGAAUAUGGCCAAAUUUAUCUAAUAUUACUUGUUAUACCAUUUUUUAUAUAUAUAUAUAUAUAUAUAUAUAUAUAUAUAUUGUAUGCAUUAUUUUUAUACGGUAUAACCGCAUAGUUCAGACAGUAUUUCCGGCUGUAACAUGAACAAUAGGCUUUUAUUAAUGCACUUGUUCUAAUGGAUUGUUUCUGUAGGUAUAAUUUUUAAACUGUGGUGAAGAUUUUUGUUAAGACGUUUAUUUACGGAAGGACUCUCCAGUGUCAGUGCUUUGUAAUGGUGCUUCGCCAAAUUUCCCAGCACAGGAAAGUCUUCAGGACAGAAGAGUUUACCCCUUUUUGAGAGAGAGUGAGAGUGAGAGACAGACACACACGAGGGAACAGCUGUAUAUCAUUGCAGUAACUUGUUUAAAAAUCAGAGAGUCUUGAACAUUAAAUCUGACUGAACAUGUCGCACAUCACAUUUUGUUCAUGGAUACAUAAAACAUUGUAAUUGUUGCCAAAUUGCUGUGGUAUCAGCAAAAUUCAUACAAAAAUAUCCAACUUUGAGUUAUUAGUGUAUGCUAGAUUUGUCAGCAUACAAGAUUUUUUCACUUGCUAACAUUUCUUUUCUGUGUGAAAUAAUUGGAUGGCAAUCCAUCACUCUUCAUUAUUAUAAUAUUUUAUUGUAACCAAUAAUUUUGCUUGGUUUUCUUUCUGCCUUCCUCAUGAGCUGAGGCUGAGGCAGGCCUGAUGUCUGGGAAUAGAGUUGCUGUUCAUUUCUGAAAUAUUUUAAAGCAAGGUUUUGAGAGUAGUUGGAAAAGGAAUUCAUGUGUGUUCUCUGUAUUUUCUCUCAAUGGCCUUUUCCAGCUGUAUUAUAACCUGAUGAAGGCAUGAGAACAGGGCAGAUGAUUAUUGAUCUUAUUGACUGAUGGUUUAUAUACUUUUUAAAACCUCUGCUUGCUCAUGAGCACAGUCAAUAUGAUGCAGUUCUCAUUUAUUGUAGUAACAUUGUACAAUUUUGCUUUUCUAACCAGCACCCAAAUGUCAUAUUUGUGUAGAAACUGUAUGAGUGAUCCAUGUAUGAGUGAUCCAUCUUAAUAAAACCAGUCAUUUUGAGCUGUCAA